AUGUGUGUUAUUCUACGAGUUUGCCCUAAUAGAGUUUCUCCAAGGCACAUUUACCAAGACAGCCGCCGGCCUCCGAUCUCAGCUCCGAUUUCAGGUUCGAUCUUCUUCACCAGAGAUAUCUGCCUGAAAUCGGAAGCACCACCUCUUUUCCCGGAGCCGCCUAGGCUUUCGAUGACUUUUUUCUUAUUCUUUCCGUCAGUGGCCAUGGCACCAGCGAAACCUGCUCGCAGCUUCUUCUUCUCCGGCCGAUCUCUAUCCCUGUCUUCGCCGGCUCCGCCGGUUCCUCCUCCGAAACCUCCAGAUCCGCUGGUUAUAUCUUUCUCACCCUCUGCAUUAGGUCUCGCAUGGGCUAUAUGUGAGCAUCUGGUUCAAGUGAAGAAAGCACCUACUCUGUUUGCUACUCACUUCCACGAACUUACUGCCUUGGCUCAAGCGAACUCUGAGGUCGCAGGUAACACCGUUGGUGUGGCAAACUUCCAUGUCAGCGCACACAUUGACACCGAAAGCCGCAAACUCACCAUGCUUUACAAGGUUGAACCAGGGGCAUGUGACCAGAGCUUUGGGAUACAUGUGGCUGAGUUCGCCAACUUCCCUGAAAGUGUAGUGGCGCUCGCAAGAGAGAAAGCUGCAGAACUGGAAGAUUUCUCUCCGUCUUCCAUGAUAAUCAACAAUGAGGAGAGUGGGAAGAGAAAGAGCAGAGAAGAUGAUCCAGAGGAAGUAUCGAGAGGGGCAGCGAGAGCUCACAAGUUUCUAAAAGAAUUUGCAGAGAUGCCACUUGAUAAAAUGGAGCAUAAAGAUUCACUUCAACGCCUACGUGAUAUGAAAGAAGAGCUAGAGAAAGAUUCUGCGAAUUGCCACUGGCUCAAGCAGUUCCUCUAA
Messenger RNA from Microthlaspi erraticum, 879 nucleotides. NCBI's taxonomy places the organism in Eukaryota, Viridiplantae, Streptophyta, Magnoliopsida, Brassicales, Brassicaceae. The record is from the annotation of a GenBank genome assembly.